Pungitius pungitius (ninespine stickleback) is the source of this 2264-nucleotide messenger RNA. It is a transcript of the gene styk1b, whose product is annotated as serine/threonine/tyrosine kinase 1b. Gene Ontology annotation, biological process: cell surface receptor protein tyrosine kinase signaling pathway; positive regulation of kinase activity; multicellular organism development. NCBI's taxonomy places the organism in Eukaryota, Metazoa, Chordata, Actinopteri, Perciformes, Gasterosteidae. The coding region runs from base 414 to 1778 and encodes 454 amino acids. Gene Ontology annotation, molecular function: transmembrane receptor protein tyrosine kinase activity; ATP binding. The record is from RefSeq and is a predicted model, not a curated record. The transcript has 10 exons. Gene Ontology annotation, cellular component: signaling receptor complex; plasma membrane.
AUUGUGACAGAAUGUGGUUGAGCAAACUCUGAAGGAAAGGCGGUGUUUAAGGUUUCCAAAGACCUAUGUGAAAUUGGUGGCAACAGCCAGGUACAAAAACGAGGAAGAAGGAAGAGGUAAAUAGGCGAGAAAAAAGAGAGACGCUGUAGGUGAGGAGGGUGGAGUCAAGAAAACACACACACAAGGCGGCACAAAGACAAACAGAGAGCAGCGCAUUGAUCCCCUGAGCCGGACAUAUCGCCUGAGAAAAACAACACAAUGAAGAUCUGAACAGCACAGCUGCACCUGGAUGACAUUACAGCUGGGAGGAUGUAAAAGUGUCUCAAUGUGUGAACGAAGGAAACAUGAGCAUGCAAUAAGAGGAUUUAUCAUUUCAUUUUUGGAGGAAUAGGACACAACUGAAGAAGUUGAGAAUGUCUUCAGUAGCAGAGGCACAGGCCCGGUGCCAGCAGGGAGACACUAUCUGUGAGAUCCGUGUGUACGAGCAGGAGGUGAUCAUCGUGCCAGUCUUCCUGCUGGCCGGCUUCCUGGUGACUCUGGUCUUUAUUCUCCUGCUGCACUUUUGUCCCGAGAAAGUCGACCGCAUCCGUCCGAAGGCCUCAAAGUCGCCGUCCAGGAGAGUUCUGCGCGGCAUCGAUGCUCCGCCGGGAAUCAAUGUCAUGGAGCAUGAAAGCAUUGCUCUGGACAUGCCCAGUACCUACUCCACCUUUAACCGCUCAGACAGUAAUACUCUCCACCCCUCCGAAACCCCGCCCAGGUCAGUGGUCUCAGCCUCCCUCUCGCCCAUCCCCCCGCCGCAGCCCCUAGUUCCCAGUUUCACUCCCAUCGCCCAGCCCCGGGAGCUGCCCCGUCAGAGGCUGCCGGAGUCCUUCAAGCUGGUCACCCCUCUGCCUGUCGCCUACUCCCUGCAGUCCGACAACUCCGUGUCCCUCUACAGGGCCCGGAUGGAGAACAGGAACGUGGUGCUGCGAGUCCUAACGGACACGGCAGAUGCCACAGAGAGACACAGCUUCCUGGGCUUUGCGUCCUUCUUGGCCCAGCUGGGGCCUCAUCCCUUCCUGCCAGAGCUGCUUGGCGUGGUCUCACUUCGAGCUCCUCUGGUCACAGUUGUGGAAGAGCUGGAGAACAGAGACCUGCUGAGCUACCUGUGGAGAUGCAGAGAGGAGCAUGUGGAUCCCCCAUGCGAGAUAACAGAGAGGCGGAUGUUUACUAUGGCCAAACAGGUGGCCUCAGCACUGGAGUUCCUUCACAACAAAGACCUUCUCCACGGAAACAUUCGCGCCCGCAGCGUUCUGGUCACCAAGGACUCAACUGCCAAGCUCUGGGGUCUGCAUGGAGUCUACACAAGGAAGAACCAGGGCGCCACCCAGAAAGAAGACCCCAGCAUGAAGAAAUGGCAGGCGCCCGAGCUGCUGACCAAGAGAGCUGCCAGCCAGAGCAGCGACAUAUGGUCAUUUGGGCUCUUGCUGUAUGAAAUGGCAACACUGGGUGAAGUUCCGUUUGCAGAAAUCUCAGUUAAUGAGCUCCUGCAGUUCCACCAAAGAGGGAAAAGUCUGAAAAAACCGUCCCACUGUUCCAAUGCAAUGUACUCCAUCAUUAAGAGUUGCUGCCAGUGGAAAGAUCAAGAUCGACCCUCUCUGGCCGAGGUGAGCCGCAAGGUCCUCUCAGGAGAGAAGAACGCCUCGGACAAAGUCCUCAAGGUGUCUGGGGCAGUUAACAUUGAGAAGUACCUGCAGGAAGCCGGGUACGGGGAGACCAACAGCUACACGGUUUUCUGAUCCCUUGCCUUCAGCAUCAAAAUAAAAUCGCCAUAUUCUCGCCGGUGGAAAGCAAAGGGUGCACUUCUAUCAACAAUGUCUGUCACGUGCAAUUAUGUGAAAUGUUCCUUAAUUAUUCCUCAUCUAUUCUCCUACUUCAGGUAAAAUAUCUUAGCUUCUGGGAGCUUUAAGGUUCAGUCAGGGAAAUCCAACCACUAAUUCUGCAUUAGUCCACUUCCAGACACUGUGAACUUGACCAAUGCACACAGGUUAAAUUUGUAGUUUAUACUGUCAACCUACGACAGUUUAGAUCUUGAACAAUGUAUAUUGACUAAUUAAUAUAUAUUAUAACCAUGUGUUGUGCGGCUCUAUGAAUUAAAAUCUGCGGAAAUGAAGGGCACAUAAGAGUAUUUUAUAUUUUUACAAUCACUGUUCUGUUUUCUAUUUGCUCGGCGAAUGUGGAGCAUCAAAUGAGCUCAAACAAAUUUAAAUGUGUAUUAAAAAUGU